Molecule: messenger RNA, 2110 nt
Organism: Triticum dicoccoides
Lineage: Eukaryota; Viridiplantae; Streptophyta; Magnoliopsida; Poales; Poaceae
Product: dol-P-Man:Man(6)GlcNAc(2)-PP-Dol alpha-1,2-mannosyltransferase-like
Exons: 10
Coding region: 103-1872 (589 amino acids)
Biological process (GO): protein N-linked glycosylation
Cellular component (GO): endoplasmic reticulum membrane
Molecular function (GO): alpha-1,2-mannosyltransferase activity
Source: RefSeq, a predicted model, not a curated record
CAGAAGCUUCUAGUCCCGCUCACCCUUUUCCUCCGCCGUCUGAGUCUCGAAGCGAAGGCCACACGAACCAAGUGAGCCAACCCUCGUUUCCGUGCUCCGGCCAUGUCGAUCUCGUCGGCGCGCCAGCGCCGGUCCACGGCUGCGUCGCCGCUAACCGACGACGGGUACUCCAAGGAGGCCAAGGAGAGGAGGCGGCGCACCGACGGCGAGGAGGUGGAGGAGGGCAUGCGGUGGUUCCUCCCGUUCCUGGCCCUCGGCCUCCUCCGCCACAUGAGCGCGUCCUCCAACCUGAUCCACGACUGCGACGAGGUGUUCAACUACUGGGAGCCCCUCCACUUCCUCCUCUACCGCUUCGGCUUCCAGACCUGGGAGUACAGUUCCGACCAUGCUCUUAGGUCAUAUUUGUACCUUUUCAUUCAUGGUCUUGUAGCUGGUCCUGCUUCAUCAAUCUUUGGCGGUGAACAUAAGGUUCGUGUGUUUUACGCUGUGAGAAUCUUUCUUGGACUUCUAUCGACUAUAACAGAAACUGUUCUGGUAGUUGCUCUUUCAAGAAGAUAUGGAAAGAGACUUGCUUGUUAUGUCCUUGCAAUGCUAUGCUUAACCAGUGGCUGCUUCUUUGCUAGUACCAGUUUCUUGCCAAGUUCGUUCUCCAUGUAUGCUGUAACACUUUCAUCGGCACUCUUCCUUCUAGAGAAGUAUGCUUGUGCAGUCGCUGUUGCAGCUGCUGGAGUAAUUCUUGGCUGGCCUUUCUCGAUUUUGGUGUUUCUCCCUGUCACUGUUUACUCAUUAUUCAGGGGACAUUUUAAAAGGGUGUUUCUGUCUGGACUUUUGACUUCACUAUGCCUUCUUGUCCUUUCGGUUGUUGCUGAUUAUUACAGCUAUGGUAGAUGGACAUCAUCCGUGUUCAAUCUUCUAAAAUAUAAUGUGCUUGGUGGUGGUGAGAGUCACUUGUAUGGAACAGAGGGGACCACAUUCUACUUCAGGAAUGCAUUCAAUAACUUCAAUUUCGCAUUUGUUUUGGCUCUGCUAUUCGUGGGGGUUGCACUAUCUGCAAGGAAGAACUAUGCCCCAGAUCUGUUGAUAGUUGUCUCUCCUGUCUACAUUUGGUUGGCUUUCAUGUCUUUGCAGGCGCAUAAAGAAGAAAGGUUUCUCUAUCCAAUUUAUCCAUUGAUAUGUGUGGCAGCAGCUUCUGUUAUUGACAGCUUUCCUUAUUUUUUCCACGACAAAUAUGCAAAUGAGCAGUCAAUUUUUGAGAAGAUAGCGAAGGGUCUGCGGCCUUUGAUCCUAGGCUUUAUUUUGUGCACCUCACACAGCCGAACAUUUUCUAUGUUGAAUGGAUAUGGUGCUCCUCUGCAGAUCUAUCGGCAUCUAGAAUAUCAUGAAGAUACUGGGCCUGGGUCUAUUCUGUGUGUUGGAAGUGAGUGGCACCGCUAUCCUUCAUCAUUCUUCGUACCCUCCUAUAUCAGCGAAGUUCGCUGGAUAGACGACGGUUUCCGAGGCCUUCUCCCAUUUCCCUUCAACGAAACUCUGGGAGGCACCACUGCUGCUCCAUCUUAUUUCAAUACCAAGAACAAGGCCUCCGACAAGCAAUACUUGAAGGACAUUGGAGCCUGCAACUUACUGAUGGAACUUGAUCUGAGGCGGCCUUACCCCUCUCGUGGAAAUGACCUGUCAACAUGGGAGACACUGGCAGCGCUACCAUUUCUAGACAGAGAGCUUUCGCCGGCACUAUACCGAUCGUUCUUCAUACCAUACCAAUGGGAGCACAAGAAUGUUUUCGGCCUGUACAAGUUGCUGAGGAGGCUGCCUACUGACCAAGGGCAACUCAAAGCUAACUCAUCGGCAGAUGCCGCAUUUGCUUCUGUGAGCUGAAUCUUAGGUUUAGCCGGACCGAACUGAUUAGCGAAUUUUGUUUCCUAGAUUUUCAUUCUGAUGGGCGUUCCCCCAGUUUGAGAAAUGGGGGCUAUGUUAUGUGUAGGCUUUGUAGACUGGUUCGUUCCAAUCCAACACACGGAGUUGUCCAACUGAAUUCCUUUUCCAGCUCUCCUGACUGAUGAUGCUGUGAGACUAUUAAUGAUAAGAAAAAUCUGUAUGCAGAGCAUUCCUCUAA